Molecule: messenger RNA, 5076 nt
Organism: Alternaria burnsii
Lineage: Eukaryota; Fungi; Ascomycota; Dothideomycetes; Pleosporales; Pleosporaceae
Product: ribosome biogenesis atpase rix7
Exons: 8
Coding region: 1-5076 (1691 amino acids)
Molecular function (GO): ATP binding; ATP hydrolysis activity
Source: RefSeq, a predicted model, not a curated record
AUGGUAUCAAAAGGCCGACCCUCCCUUCAGGCAGGCCUGGACAAGGAAGUGUACCAGGUGGUGCGCAAAUAUCUCGACGAAAAAAAUGAGUCGGCGCUGAAACUGCGCCCAUCGACUGUCUACGACUAUAUCCAACGCUCCAAUUCGAGCCUGAAGAGACGGCCAAAGAAGCAAAUCGAAGAUUCAAUCGACCGCGUAAUUGACGUUAUCCGCGAAGACGAAGAACCCGAUUCCGAAGACGAAAUGGCAGAACUCGAAGGAGACUUCACCAUGGACGAACCAAAAGAGAAAAAGGAGCGAUCGAGCGAUUGGAUGAAUAAGCAAAUUGUCAGCCAAUGGGCAAUUCCGCCAGCUGCAAACGGAGAGAAGAGUGAGAAGAGCAAAAAGCGAGACAGUGGGAAGACAAAAGAGGAGAGGGAAGCUAAGAGACAGAAGAAGGCAGGGGUACAGGAGAAGGAGAGCAAGAUCGAUACAGCAGCUCCCACAGGUGUUACAUUAGAAGAUCUUGGUGGCGUGGAAAAAGUCAAGGAACAGCUCAAAGAGCAUCUCGUGUUGCCUCUACUCUGCCCUCAGGAAUAUGCUAACCGCAAAAUCCCAAUACCACGCGGUAUAUUACUCCAUGGUCCACCAGGAUGUGGUAAGACUGUCAUAAGUCGAGCCUUCGCUGCCGAGCUUGGUGUGCCAUUUAUCGAGAUUCUGGGCCCAUCUGUUGUGUCGGGUAUGUCUGGAGAGUCUGAGAAGCAAGUAAGAGAGCAUUUUGAGAAAGCCAAGGAGGUUGCCCCAUGCUUGAUCUUCAUCGACGAGAUCGACGUCAUUGCGCCCAAGCGCGAUAGUGCACAGAGCCAGAUGGAGAAGAGGAUAGUUGCCCAGCUUCUGAUAUCGAUGGACAGUCUUGCUAUGGAGGGCAACAAUGGAAAGCCCGUGAUCGUACUGGCCGCCACAAACCGUCCCGAUAGUCUGGAUCCAGCUCUGCGUCGAGGAGGCCGAUUCGAUACUGAGAUUAACAUGGGUGUACCGAAUGAACUUAUGCGACGAUCUAUACUCCAGGCUCUUACGCGCGAGCCAAAGCUAUCCCAUGAUGUCGAUUUCAGUGUACUGGCGAAGAGGACAGCAGGAUUCGUUGGCGCUGAUUUGAAGGAUCUUGUGAGUAAAGCAGGCACAUGGUCCAUGGACCAGUUUCGAAGAGCACUCGAAAAGCAGGCAGCCAACGCGGAGACUACGAUGGAGAUCGAUGGUGGCAUUUCUCUUAAUGCCGAUAGCCUCAUGAACCAAUCGAUUAGGCGUCUAAUCACCCGUGUAAGAGACACGGAAGCUCCCCGACCAGAAGGUUUUGAAGACACUGUCAUCACAAUGGAAGCCUUUGAAGCCGUUCUACCUACCAUUACCCCAUCGUCGAAACGAGAGGGCUUUGCCACUGUACCGGACACCACAUGGCGAGACGUUGGCGCGUUGGCAGGCGUCCGCGAAGAGCUCGAGAUGGCUAUUUGCGAGCCUAUCAAAGAUCCCGCAAAGUUUGCGAAAUUUGGUAUCUCUGCACCCACUGGUGUACUCCUAUGGGGACCACCUGGUUGUGGUAAGACGCUUCUGGCCAAGGCGGUGGCGGCAGAGUCCAAGGCGAACUUUAUCAGUGUCAAGGGGCCGGAGUUGCUGAACAAGUACGUAGGAGAGUCUGAAAGAGCUCUACGCCAGGUUUUCAUGCGCGCUCGAUCCUCUGUUCCAUGCGUUAUCUUCUUCGAUGAGCUCGAUGCUCUCGUACCCAAACGCUCUACCGAGCUUCACGAAGCCUCCGCACGCGUUGUCAACACACUACUUACCGAGCUCGAUGGCCUAUCCAUGCGUGAAGGCAUCUACCUAAUCGCAGCCACCAACCGGCCCGAGAUGAUCGACGAAGCGAUGCUCCGACCUGGUCGCUUGGAGACCCUACUUUACGUCGAACUUCCCAAGCCAGAAGAGCGUGUGGAUAUCCUGAGAGCGCAUAUUCGCAAGCGUGGCGUUAUCGCCCCCGAACUUGCUGAGAUAGGCCGCCAAGAUGUUUGCAAUAACUUCUCGGGUGCCGAUCUUGAGAGUAUGCUACGAAAAGCUGGACAGCAUGCCUUGAGACGGCGCAGUGACAUUGUGGAGGAGUUGGACUUUAUUGAGGCAGCCAAGACUGUUAGACCUAGUGUGGGCGAUGUGAAGAAAUAUGAGAAGCUGAGGGAAAGGUUUGAGACAAAGCUUUGUACCGCCUUCGCGUUCCAAAGUUCCCAAGCCACGCGGCCCUUCGGCAUUCAACGAGCUCUCUGGAUGACCCAGAAUGAUGGCCUGUCUCGCCCCAAACACCCCUCCAUCAUCACCAUCAUUCAACGGUACCGUCAGAUCGCCCUCUCUUUCACCUCCACCUUCUCCUUCCCACUUAAGGAACUUUUCAAACGCGAUGGUGCCACGUAUGCUACCGGUUUUAUCAUAAGUCCGGAUCAUGUUGCGCAUAUGGCCGAUCUCGCGUGCGCAAUCUUUGCAGACGACCAUUUCCCUACUGACAUGGGUGCGCUUGACUGGGACUUCACAUCUCACGGCCGCGAGCUGGUGAUCUGUAUGCCCGGGAAUCCAUGCACUGUAAUCUGCGAACCACUUCAAGAGUUCAUCAACUUCUCGCGAGACAAUGCAAGCAAGGAGCUGUUGCAGCUAGUUAGUAAAGUCGCGUUCAGCGAUGCAGCGAAACGAGCCGUUCAGGGCUAUCUCAGUCAGGACAAGUCUCCCACACGUCGCCAUAAGCCUUCCGAACACCAAGUAGUAAAUAGCGAUCUCAGACAAGCCACCGCAGCUUCGUCGACGCCGAAGCGACAGCCCCCUCAUCUACAAAGAAACAUGUGCAGUCAGCCUGGUAUGCCGCUGCAAUAUGAGGUCAGUAGCCCACGGUCGCGGCCCCGACGACGCCGGGUAAGGCCAAAUUCAGAUCAAGAGAUGGUCAGACACCAGCGCUACAGCUUAGACUCUCAGCAAGCUACUAACUGGAUUCAGAUGAACUUCGCCGGGUUCUGGGACCCUACUCUGGGUCCACAGCCUGGGUUUGUUCCUCCAGGACCUGGACUACCUCCCGGUAAUCAGCUUCUUCCUGAAGAUGACCUAGCCGAGGCCGUAGAGAAGGGCAAGCGCUGCAGUCACCGAGACAUAUACUAUGUCCCGACCGAUCAAGAUCCAGACAGGUUUCACUGGGUGGAUGAGAAACCGCUUCAUUACGGCGCUACUGGCGAUAAGCUACGAACGAAGAAAACUCGAGAGGCCUUUGCAGUGAAUAUCUACCAUCGUUUCAAUGAGAAAACAGACGAAUGGCUUAUCCACGAAGUACGCAUAAACAGUGAGCUUCUCCAUACGGCCCUGGAGAAGAUAUUGGAAGGUUACCCGGGCCUGACACAACAUGAGAUGAAGUCGUUCUCACCACCAUUUCUCCCGUUCAUUCAUCGAUGGCAAGCAAUGCUUAGCUACAAAGAUCAUCUGGACCCGGACUCUGAAACUAAACGCCACCUACAGUUGCUCCAAGAAGUUCUUGAGCCUCUACUGAAGGAAUCGUUCGAAAAGAUCGAAGAUGUGAAAAAGACGGGCCAUGUGGCGUUCGAAGAUCUGAAUCUAGUGUAUAUACCCGCAAUGAUAGUUCUGGAACAUGAGACCGACUCGGCUGGCAUGGUACGCAGUUGCCAACUGACGUAUCCUCCUCCGCCCAUCCCGAUGUUCUGGUCGAUCGGCGUUGAUGUGGUUGACUGGGAUGGAAGACGAUGUGGUCUUCUUGCUCAAACAAAGCGUGUACCCAAAUACUAUGGUCUGCGAGCUUUGACUGCACUGGAGGUUUCGCCCCUCGACGGACUUCCAAACGAAGAAAAGGUUUGUGAGCGACUUAUUACUCGCGGUCGAAGGUUCGAACAGCUUCGCGGCCAUUUCUUCAAAGCCUUCACCGACGAGUAUGAAGAGCGCGUAAACGAACGAAUGAUCAUUGAUGCACGAGCAUACCACAAAUUCGAGGCUCCAUCAUUUCCUGACUAUGCUCAACUAUCCGAGAUUGGACAACUUACUUGGGCCCAAUCGAUGAAUCGGUACUCUUCCAGCAUGCCCAACACUGCGGGAUCGCCAAUCCAAGUGGACCUUUCGCCAAUGACCGACAAAGAAUGUCUUUUGGCUGUUCACUAUGUCAGAGGUUUCGAUAUUGAAAAGAAAAAGUGGUUGAAGUUGGACGUUACAAAGAUCCAUGAGAUACCAUGGGCUAAUCGUGCUUUCGACAGUCUAGUACUGGAUCAGAAUGAAAAGGACUUGGUACUGGCUCUGGUAGACCGUGAUCAAUUCAAGCAAGGGAAGCCAUUCGAUGAGUCAGUCAUGUCCCCCUUCAUCGGCGGCAAAGGUCAGGGCAUGAUUAUGCUUCUUUGUGGUCCCCCAGGUGUUGGUAAAACACUUACCGCGGAGGCUGUCUCGGAACACCUGCGUCGACCCCUGUAUAAGCUUGGUGCUGGUGACCUAGGAACGACAGCGCGUAUUGUCGAGGACAACCUUGAGAAGGCACUAAAGCUGUGCGGCCACUUCGGUGCUGUUCUCCUCCUCGACGAGGCGGACGUGUUCAUGGAGGCGCGCACAUCAAACAACCUUCAACGCAACGAACUUGUUUCGGUUUUCCUUCGACUACUCGAAUACUACAAAGGCAUCAUGAUUCUGACCACGAAUCGGAUGCGCAGCAUCGACACGGCUUUCGAAUCUCGAAUCGAUAUCACGCUGAGCUACAGCUCACUCACAGAAGCUGACCACCAGCAGGUCUGGCGUAACUUCCUGGCUACCAUGGAAAACGAGAAGAUCAACAUUGAGGAACCAGAUUUGAUCAAAUUGGCAAAGUUGGAAUUCAACGGCCGUCAAAUAAAGAGCGCGAUCAAAACCGCAAAGAUUCUCGCAGCGAAGAAAAAGGAACCCCUAAAUGCGAACCACCUGAUGGCUGUACUGAACCUGAGGAAAAAGGCCUUGGGUAUGAUGGAUGGUGGGGCGGAUGUUCAGGAACCUGUAGAACAGGCGCCCGAAGCGGAUGAGCUGGUGUUCGUAGGCGAAGUUGGGCAUAAUAUUGAGUGA